GAUAUAAUAUUAAAUUAAUCCCAUAAUACAGUGUAUCAAUGUCAGAGGAUCUUUUAGAUACACAAACGUAUGUUAACAGUAUUAGUUUACAGUUACUUCUCCAAGAAUUAGUACCGACAUCAAUUCGAGUUUCUCAUAAAUUACUUGAUUCAACAAGUUCAACCACUUCACCUUCUUCAACUGUACUUUUUACUGAUUCUGAUGAAGCUACUACAAUAGAUCAACAAUUAUCACUGAUACCUAAAGAUCUUCCUGGUACAGUACAUGUUCUUGAUUCCUCAUUGUUAUCUGAUGAUGAAGUAACUCUUCGAAUUGAGAAUUAUGGAUAUAAUUUAGGACUUAAAUUAGCAGAUGUUCUACUUUAUAAAACAAAUAAUAAGAAUGGUAAUAUUAAUAAUAAAAUAAUAGAUAUAUUAGAUAUAAUGAAAUUUGUAUGUCGAGAUGUUUGGAAAUGUCUAUAUAAUAAACAAAUGGAUAAUUUAAGAACAAAUCAUCGAGGUACAUUUGUACUUGUUGAUAAUAGUUAUAAAUUAAUUGCUAAUUUAAAUAGUGCAAAGGGAGCUCAUGAUACUUUAACAAAAUCUAAAACUUAUCUUUGGUUACCAUGUGGAAUAAUACGAGGUACAUUAAUGAAUUUUGGAGUAGAAUCUACUGUUACGGCAGAGAUUACACAAUUCCCAGCUGUAACUUUUAAUAUUCAUACAGCCAUUAAUAAUUAAUAAUUAAUAAUUAAUAAGUAAUAAUUAAUAAUUAGUAAUUAGUAAUUAAUUCCUCCCUCAUAAUUAUAUAGUAUCUACG
Messenger RNA from Scheffersomyces amazonensis, 798 nucleotides. RefSeq names its product Trs33p (gene TRS33). Bases 39 to 719 code for a protein of 226 amino acids. The transcript has a single exon. Lineage: Eukaryota; Fungi; Ascomycota; Pichiomycetes; Serinales; Debaryomycetaceae. Gene Ontology annotation, cellular component: TRAPP complex; cis-Golgi network; trans-Golgi network. Gene Ontology annotation, biological process: regulation of GTPase activity; endoplasmic reticulum to Golgi vesicle-mediated transport. The record is from RefSeq and is a predicted model, not a curated record.